Pocillopora verrucosa is the source of this 855-nucleotide messenger RNA. Lineage: Eukaryota; Metazoa; Cnidaria; Anthozoa; Scleractinia; Pocilloporidae. The record is from RefSeq and is a predicted model, not a curated record.
AUGGCUAACUUUGGUCUCUCUGAACAUCAACAAAUAUUGGAAAAAAUUUGCCGAAUUUGUGGAGAGCGAUUGAAGAAGGCAAAAGAUAAGUAUGAGAACAGUUUUCUUUGCGCUGAUAAGACGGAGAUUAUUUUCACAGCCUUUGGUGUCAAAGUUCGUAAAGAUGACCUUGACAUGUGCCCUCCUAAGUUCUGCCACAAGUGUUACAAGCUUGCUUUAAGAGGAGGCACACGCCUUGCAAUCAAUGUGUGGCCUCCACACAAACGCACUGGAAACUGUAAGAUCUGCAGUUUCUUUAAGGAUCAACAGAAACCUGGUAGGAAGAAGAAGACUAAACCUGGAAUAAAACCCAGAGAGGACUCAGCUGAACCCAAGCAACAAGUGGAAAUGGUGGAAGGAAUGUCUGGCACUUUAAGCUUCCAACCUGACCCAGCCUCACUCUCAUUCUCUGAGGAGGUAAAGAAUCUACAAAGCUUUAGAGGAUCAGAACCUCUUUACCCAGAACAGUUUGUUGAAAACAUCAAGCAUGAGUAUAUGUGCCCAAUUUGCAAAGAGGUACUUGAUCAACCAGUCCAGACAAAAUGUCAAACUCCACACAUAUUUUGUGCUAGUUGCUUAUCAUUUUCUUUCGAAAUGUGUGGAUCCCUUUGCCCAAUGUGCCGAACUGUCAUUGUAAAUCCUAAUGAGUUCAUUGAGCCAGCCCCUUUUGUUCUUCGCACCAUACUUUCAGAGUUAGAUUUUCGAUGUCCUACCUGUAAACACACAGUAAAACUUCACCAACUACCUCAGCAUCAAGAAUGUUGCAUUCAAAGCCCUACAACCACUAUGAACUCAAAACCCAUGAACAUCUUGUGA